Mesorhabditis belari is the source of this 357-nucleotide messenger RNA. The record is from the annotation of a GenBank genome assembly. NCBI's taxonomy places the organism in Eukaryota, Metazoa, Nematoda, Chromadorea, Rhabditida, Rhabditidae.
AUGUGGUUUUCUUAUUUUAUUUUGGUUCCCUAUAUUAGCAAGCUGCUUAUACCUGGACAUGCAAUCACGGGUGAAACGUAUACACAACAACCGGAAGGAGAAAAACUCGAAGAGUUGGGCUGGGAAACUCUCCCGCGCCCGCCAUAUUCUCCGGAUAUUUCUCCUUCGGAUUACCAUUUAUUUCGCUCAAUCCGAAACCAUUUGGCUGGAAACAAGUUCAAAGAUGUUCAAGAGGUCGAAAAAUGGUUAGCCGACUUCCUUGCCAUAAAACAAGCCAAUUUUUACGCCGAGGGAAUUCAUUCUUUGCAUGGAAGAUGGAAACAAAUAUUGUUAACAAAUGGUGAAUAUAUUGUUGAU